AUGUUGGCGAGAAGAUUUAUUUCCUUGUUCAAGAGCUCCUCAACUUCUCGAAUUUCAAGUGGAGGGAAGUCCGUGGAUGAAGGAAAGAGCAAGUCAUUUGGUCGAAAGGCAGUUUCUUUUAUGUUGGUUACAGUUACUGGUGGUGUUGCUUUGAGUGCUCUUGAUGAUCUUGCCAUUUAUCAUGGCUGUAGCAGCAAAGCUAUAGAGAAAGCCAGUUAUAGUCAAGAAAUCAAAGAUGCUAUUGGGGAGCCAAUAGUCAAAGGUCCAUGGUACAAUGCAUCUCUUGCAGUAGCUCACAAGAGGCAAUCUGUUUCUUGCACAUUUCCUGUGGCUGGACCACAUGGCAAUGGAGUAUUCCAGUUGAAGGCAGUUCGCAAUGGAGAUGACAAUUGGUUUUCAUUUUUUCUUCAUCGGGACUGGGAAAUACUGAUAAUGGAAGCUCUCCUUCAUAUCCCUUCUAAUGAAGACAAGCAGCAAACUAUGCGGAUUAGUCUCUUAGAUGGUUUCCAGUCUCCGGCUUGUAAAACAUGCACCGAGUGCCCACAGCAGGAAUCUCAAAAUCCAGAGAAGAAAUGA
Molecule: messenger RNA, 576 nt
Organism: Dovyalis caffra
Lineage: Eukaryota; Viridiplantae; Streptophyta; Magnoliopsida; Malpighiales; Salicaceae
Source: the annotation of a GenBank genome assembly